Rotaria sp. Silwood1 is the source of this 1035-nucleotide messenger RNA. NCBI's taxonomy places the organism in Eukaryota, Metazoa, Rotifera, Eurotatoria, Philodinida, Philodinidae. The record is from the annotation of a GenBank genome assembly.
AUGAUGCUCAUCGAAAGUCUUGAUUUGACAGAAGUUAUUCUUACUCGUUGUAUCUUAGCAAUAUGUAUGAUUUUGGGUAUUAUUGGUUGUUUGUUUAAUCUUAUGAUUUUUUGUCAAAAGAAAUUUCGUUCAAAUUCAUGUUCAGUUCAUUUUAUAACAACAUCUAUUUUUAAUUUAUUGGUUAUUCUAUGUGGUAUUAUUCCAGAACUUCUAGCUUCUUAUCAAAACUAUGAUAUAGCUUUAUAUUCAUCAACAUUUUGUAAAGCUAAAUCAUAUAUAAUACAUGUUUUUUUAAUGAUAUCUCGUUCAAGUGUUGCACUAGCUUGUAUUGAUCGAUUUGCUUUAUGUUCACCUAAUGCUAAUAUUCGUCGUUUAAAUCAACGUCAUAUAAGUAUUUUAUUAGUGAUUAUGGCAUGUAUUCUAUGGUUAAUUGUACCCAUUCAUGUUCUAGUUUAUGUUGAUAUUCAAAUACCUAAUCGACGAUGUGGUGGUUCAAGUACAUAUUUAAUUAUCUAUAGUAUUUAUGCAGCAAUUGUCACAUCGAUACCACUUGUUAUAAUGAUUAUAUAUUCAUUUUUGGCUGUUCGAAAUGUUCAACUAACUUUUGUUCGAAUUCAGGCGACUACAAUAAAUACUAAUGAAAAUAUAAAUCGACCAACAAGAGUACAAAAACGAGAUAUUCAAUUGAUGACUAUUGUAAUAAGUGAAGUAAUUGUCUAUUAUAUAUCCACAGUAUCGUUUCCAAUAUAUUCAAUUUAUUUGGCUAUUACAUCAGAUAUUUCAAAAACAACAAAUCGUUUAGCUAUUGAAAGUUUUAUGCGUUAUUUAGCACUUAAAUUUUUAAUAUAUAUUAACUCAUGUUCAAUAUUUUAUAUUCAGUUGUUGGCUUCAAAACCAUUUCGUCAAGAAUGUAAAUUAUUAAUUUUACGUUCAUUCAAACGUGAUCAAAACAAGAGAACAACGAAAGUAGCAUCGGCAAGAUUGAAUACUAGACAACAAUUAAAUCGAUUCUACAAUCGUCAACCAAUAGAAUAA